Molecule: messenger RNA, 795 nt
Organism: Fusarium pseudograminearum CS3096
Lineage: Eukaryota; Fungi; Ascomycota; Sordariomycetes; Hypocreales; Nectriaceae
Exons: 1
Coding region: 1-795 (264 amino acids)
Molecular function (GO): oxidoreductase activity
Source: RefSeq, a predicted model, not a curated record
AUGGCAUCAGCACUCGGAAUAUCCAAGCUCGCAGGAUCUCGUGUCCUCGUCAUCGGUGGCUCUUCAGGCAUUGGAUUCGGUGUCGCUGAAGCGGCCGUCCAGAACGGCGCUUCGACCGUCUUCAUCUCCUCCUCUUCCCAAUCCAAAAUCUCCGCCGCCAUCGAACGUCUUAAAGAAAAGAACCAGUCCGCCAAAGUCCAACUUCACGGCAUCCCUUGCAACCUCGGCUCCCCCGAGACGCUCAACUCGGAAGUCGACAAACUCUUCACCGAAGUCUCCAAGUCCGGAAAACUAGACCACGUUGUCUACACGGCUGGUGACAAGCUCGCUGUCGGAAAGCUUGAGGAUUUUUCGCUCAAGGAUAUCCAGCAGGCUGGUACCGUGCGCUUCUUCGCACCUCUUGUUGUUGCGCAGCAGCUUCGAAAGCACCUGAAAGAAUCCGAAUCUUCUUCCUUCACCGUCGCCACUGGUGGUGCAGUCGAGCAUGCAUCCAAGGACUGGACAGUCAUGUACUCUUACCUCUCCGGUAUUCGAGGUAUGGUCCGCGGUCUGGCUGUUGAUCUAGCUCCUAUUCGCGUCAACGCCGUCGCCCAGGGCCCGAUCGAGACGGAACUUUGGGACAGUGUCAAGCAAGCUGGGUACUGGGAUGCUGUGACUGGCCGACUCAAGGCUAGAAUGACUACAGGGUCGAUUGGAAAAGUUGAGGAUGUGGCCGAGGCUUAUGUCUACUUGAUGAAGAACAAGAACGCGUCUGGAAGUAUUGUUGAGACUACUGGAGGAACACUCAUGUCUUAG